Messenger RNA from Canis lupus familiaris (dog), 3294 nucleotides. Its product is annotated as vitamin D 25-hydroxylase. Gene Ontology annotation, cellular component: intracellular membrane-bounded organelle; cytoplasm. Gene Ontology annotation, biological process: xenobiotic metabolic process. Gene Ontology annotation, molecular function: iron ion binding; oxidoreductase activity, acting on paired donors, with incorporation or reduction of molecular oxygen, reduced flavin or flavoprotein as one donor, and incorporation of one atom of oxygen; heme binding. The transcript is spliced from 5 exons. The record is from RefSeq and is a predicted model, not a curated record. The coding region runs from base 27 to 1532 and encodes 501 amino acids. Lineage: Eukaryota; Metazoa; Chordata; Mammalia; Carnivora; Canidae.
UGGCGGCCCCGGCCCGCGGCCCUGCCAUGCGGGGUCCCCCGGGCGCUGAGGCGUGCGCCGCGGGGCUCGGAGCCGCGCUCCUUCUGCUGCUCUUCGUGCUGGGGGUCCGCCAGCUGCUGAAGCAGAGGCGGCCGGCCGGCUUCCCCCCCGGGCCGUCGGGGCUGCCAUUUAUCGGCAACAUCUACUCGCUGGCGGCCUCGGGCGAGCUCGCCCACGUCUACAUGAGAAAGCAGAGCCGGGUGUACGGCGAGAUCUUCAGUUUAGAUCUUGGAGGUAUAUCAGCUGUGGUUUUAAAUGGCUAUGAUGUAGUAAAGGAAUGCCUUGUUCAUCAAAGUGAGAUUUUUGCAGACAGACCAUGCCUUCCUUUAUUCAUGAAGAUGACAAAAAUGGGAGGCUUACUCAAUUCCAGAUAUGGCCGAGGAUGGGUUGAUCACAGAAAAUUAGCUGUAAAUAGCUUUCGCUGUUUUGGAUAUGGCCAAAAGUCUUUUGAAUCUAAAAUCUUAGAAGAAACCAAUUUUUUUAUUGAUGCUAUUGAAACAUACAAAGGUAGACCUUUUGACCUUAAACAAUUAAUAACAAAUGCUGUUUCAAACAUAACCAAUCUGAUCAUUUUUGGAGAACGCUUCACUUAUGAAGACACGGAUUUUCAGCACAUGAUUGAGUUAUUUAGUGAAAAUGUGGAACUAGCAGCCAGUGCCUCAGUCUUCCUGUAUAAUGCCUUUCCAUGGAUUGGUAUCAUACCUUUUGGAAAACAUCAACAGCUAUUUAGAAAUGCAGCUGUAGUGUAUGAUUUUCUCUCCAGGCUUAUUGAAAAAGCUUCCAUCAACAGAAAGCCUCAGUCACCCCAGCAUUUUGUUGAUGCUUAUUUAAAUGAGAUGGAUCAAGGUAAAAAUGACCCAUCAUGUACUUUCUCCAAGGAAAACCUCAUUUUUUCCGUGGGUGAACUCAUCAUUGCUGGAACUGAAACUACAACCAAUGUGCUUCGGUGGGCAAUUCUUUUCAUGGCCCUUUAUCCUAAUAUACAAGGACAAGUUCAGAAAGAGAUCGAUUUAAUUAUGGGACCCACUGGGAAGCCCUCUUGGGAUGACAAAUGCAAAAUGCCUUAUACUGAGGCAGUCUUGCAUGAAGUUUUAAGAUUCUGUAAUAUAGUGCCAUUAGGAAUUUUCCAUGCAACCUCUGAAGAUGCAGUUGUACGUGGUUAUUCCAUUCCUAAAGGCACAACAGUAAUUACAAAUCUUUAUUCUGUACAUUUUGAUGAAAAGUACUGGAGAAACCCAGAAAUAUUCUAUCCUGAGCGAUUUCUGGACAGCAGUGGAUAUUUUGCCAAGAAGGAGGCUUUGGUUCCAUUUUCCCUAGGGAAAAGACAUUGCCUUGGAGAGCAGCUGGCUAGGAUGGAGAUGUUCCUGUUUUUCACAGCAUUGCUCCAGCGGUUUCACUUGCAUUUCCCCCAUGGGCUGGUUCCAGAUCUGAAGCCCCGAUUAGGCAUGACAUUGCAACCCCAGCCCUACCUCAUCUGUGCAGAAAGACGCUGAAAGUACAUGGAUGUUUUGUGGGAAAAGGCUGUCUGGUUGCCUUUUAUCCCUGAACCUGGUUUAUCUAAUCAGUAUAUGUGUUUGGGCAGAAAUCACAGCAUCAUACAGCCAAAUGAACACGGGCAUGUCUUUGAAAGCAGUACUAAAGUAAUAAUAGGCAUUAGCUAUGGUUUUUUCUAAGCUUUCAUGGCUCCUAAGGUGGGAUUAUCUGUGGAGGAAAACAAAGGUGCAAAUGACAGGUUUUGCUUAAGUAGGAAGGGCCGUGGAUGCCCUUGGCACAGCCCGACUUUUCACCCUCUUCUUGAGCACCAGGUACCCUCUUCCUUUCUUGACUCCAUCUUGCUCCUGUCCUGGGGGGUUUGCUUCCAAAUGGCAGUGGCAUUUCCCUUCUGAUCAGGUAUUAUCAUUAAUGGGUAGUGUGGUAGGGAGUCAACUUUAAUAGAGGAAUAAAGAAAUUAGAACCUAAAUAAAUGAAUUUGGAGUACAGAGGUAUUUUAGACACAGUGGCAGAUAAUAGAAGAAAUAUCUAUGUAUUUUAGAACCUGCCAGUGCUUUCAAAUCUUGCUCCCUGUGAUGUUAUCAUAAGAAUUACAUUGUUCUUGGGCAGCCCGGGUGGCUCAGUGGUUUAGCGCCGCCGUCAGCCCGGGGCCUGAUCCUGGGACCCGGGAUCGAGUCCCACGUCGGGUUCCCUGCAUGGAGCCUGCCUCUCCCUCUGCCUGUGUCUCUGCCUCUCUCUCUCUCUCUCCCUGUUUCUCAUUAAUAAAUAAAAAAAAUCUUUAAAAAAAAAAAAAAAGAAUUACAUUGUUCUUACAAAUGAAGGUCCCUAACCCCUGAAUAUUCAUUCCCAUAGCACCAGUUCAGUAAAAGGAAAUUACAAGAAUGUAAUUAUAAUAAAAAUGACCUCCUAAAAGUGAUUAUUAAUUCUUUAUGGGCAGAGACAUUUUUCCUAGUACCACUUUUUUCUUAACCAAUCUCAGGUCUUUUUUUUUCUUUUAAAGAUUUUAUUGAUUUAUUCAUGAGAGACACAGAGAGAGAGGCAGAGAUACAGGCAGAGGGAGAAGCAGACUCCUUGCAGGAAGCCUGAUGUGGGACUCAAUCCUGGGACUCCAGGAUCAUGCCCUGAGCCAAAGGCAGGUGCUCAACCAUUGAGCCACCCAAGCAUCUCCCAAUCUCAGGUCUUAAAGAUGGAAUUGUUUUACCUUUUAGAGUUCUCCAGGCAUUUUCAUGGAUUGCUGUUAUUUUUCUGAAGAUAACAAUAUACAAAUCAAAAAAAACAUGCUUUAGAGCCAGGGUAAAUGUAUAUGUUGGGACACUUGAGAAUGAUGAGUGGCUAGUAGUAAUGAUGCCAGGAAAAUAAGUGUGAACUAUGACCUAUCAAACUGGUAUGUAUAUUAUUCACCCACUUACAGUUUUUUUUAACAUGAUUUCUUCCAAGGUUGUACAUCAAGAGUUUCUACUCUUGUAACGUAGCUCAUGAAUAGUUGUAGCCUUAAAGCAAAUGCACAUAAUAACGACUUCUAUUAAGAAUAUGAAUUUAACCUUAAUAACCUUAUCUGUUGAUAUUUUCAAGUUUCUGUGUGAUGAAUUAGGAGUCUUUGCAUCUCCGAUAUAUUGAGACAUUUGUGGUUGCAAGAGGAAAAAGUCCUGGACAAAUUUACAUAACUAAUAAAGGAGAAAUUUGGUGGUAUUUCGGCAGUUUUAGGGUAGGUAUGACCUACAUGUUCCAUGGUAUAAUCAAAUAAAUGUCUGUUUGCAUUUCUCA